Candidula unifasciata is the source of this 921-nucleotide messenger RNA. NCBI's taxonomy places the organism in Eukaryota, Metazoa, Mollusca, Gastropoda, Stylommatophora, Geomitridae. The record is from the annotation of a GenBank genome assembly.
AUGAAGCGCUAUCUCAUCAUUACAGGAGAUGAUUUUGGUUUUAGUUCUGAAAGAAAUAAAGGUAUUAUGGAGGCCUUUAACAAAGGUGCUAUUAAAAGUGCUUCUCUUUUGUUAAACUGUACUGGUACAGAUGAUGCUGUGUCGCUGUUUAAGUCAAGUGAUCUUUGCCCAGGUCUUCAUUUGAAUUUAACAGAGGGAAAACCAGUUGGUACAACACAAUAUCAGACACUGGUUACACCAGACAACAUCUUUAAAGGCAAAUUUGGCCUCAGAAAAGACCUAGAAGCUGGCUUAGUUGAUUUGAAUGAGGUCCAGCAGGAGAUCGAAGCCCAGAUCCAAAGAUACAAAGAACUGCUUGGAGAGGCUCCUGUUUAUGUUGAUGGGCACCAGCAUAUUCACAUCGAACCAGGUGUGGUAGACAUAUUUGCUGAAGCUCUAAACUGUCACAACAUUCAACUAACCAGGUACCCUGUAGAAAUCAACCUGGCCAAGAAACCAUGGGUGAAUCCACAGUACACUUCCCUGUUUUUCUCUGUGAUUGGCAAGGCUGAGAGGGCAGCACCUAUUUUUGAGAAAUGCAACAUCAAAACAUCAGACAGCUUUGCUGGUCUGUCUACGAUGGGAGCAGACAUGACAGCAGACAGACUAAAGCAUGUAAUCCUAGAGGCAUUUGUCGAUGCUGAAACCAGAAUGGCAAUACAACCUGAGAAGCAACAGCGUGACCACACAACAUGCGAACUGAUGACCCAUCCUGGGUACCCAACAGGCAGAGAUAAUGGAGGGUUCUCUUGGGGGUCAGAUGACUUUGGAUGUUCCACUGACCGUAUACAUGAGAUACAGGUUCUCAGUAGUGCUGAUAUGAUGAAUUUUUAUAAAGAAAAUAAUAUUGAAGUAGUGUCACACAGAAUUUUGUUGAAGUGA